UGUAUUUCUCUUUCGCCUUUAGUAAAGUUCCUAAAUUCUUGCAAGAUUUUUCGGUAUAAAAAUGGCCUUGCAUUAUUACUUUUGCUGCAUUCCAAAAGAAGAAAACAACAUGAUGGAGCUUCAAACUAGGGUUUCAUUCCUAGUUUUCUUCUUGGCCUCCACCAGCACCCUUCAUUUCUCCAUGGCCAGCCGAAGCACUCAUCAAGAGUUCGUCGACGCACACAACAAAGUCCGGCAGCCGUUAGGCCUGCCUCCGGUAAGUUGGUCAUUCAGGGUGAUGUUAUACGCAAAAGCAUAUGCUGAGAAACUUAGGGCACAAAACUGCCCGAUGAAACAUUCAACCGGACCCUUCGGCGAGAACCUUGCGAAAGCAUCGUGGAAUAUGAACGCGACAGAGGCGGUGAAUAUGUGGGCUAAGGAGGUCAAAGAUUACAACUACGGCGCCAACUCGUGCACGCCGGGAGCCAUGUGCGGCCAUUAUACCCAGCUUGUGUGGAAGGAUUCCGUCAACAUUGGUUGUGCAAAAAUCAAAUGUCCCGACGGCUUUACUUUCGUGACUUGCAACUAUGAUCCCCCGGGCAACUACGUCGGGGAAAAGCCUUACUGAAUUUGAAUUUUUUAAUUUCAAAGAAAGAAAAAUCAAUUCAGGGAUGCAAUUUCUUAGCUAGAGUUCAUGUUGUAUAAUGUUAGGUAAACAGUUUUUAUUUGCAUCGUUGCGUGGUUUUGUUUGUCUUAGUAAAAUUUGGGUAUCAAACAAAGCCAUGAAGAAGCUGUAAACCCAGCAUUAUAAGCUGCCUUGUUGAAUAAAUAAAUUGGUGUUUUUUCUCUUCA
Oldenlandia corymbosa var. corymbosa is the source of this 831-nucleotide messenger RNA. Lineage: Eukaryota; Viridiplantae; Streptophyta; Magnoliopsida; Gentianales; Rubiaceae. The record is from the annotation of a GenBank genome assembly.